AUGACCAACUCAAAUGAUCAACUCGUCUGCGCAGGCCACUCAAUCUCAGUGGAAGCAUCCAAUAAGAUCCAAUUCUGGGGAGACCUUCUGCAAAUAAAACGUGUUGACGGCCAAGAUGCUGGAAGAUACGUGUGUCACGCAACGAAUCAGUACGGAGAAGAGCGAGCGGAGACGCAUCUCUCGGUCACCUCAAAGCUAAACGCCCGAAUCCAGCCAAGAAUUCAAGUAGUAAAUUCUGGUGAGUCAGCUACGAUGAAUUGCACUGUUGAGGGGUACCCAAUUGAGAGUGUCGAGUGGCUGCAUGAUGGCAUCCCGGUUCUAACAGCCCAAGAAACCAGGAUUCGGUUACCGGUACCCCUAGUUCUCGUCGUUGGUUCAGUUGGCAGAAGAGAUAAGGGAAUGUACCAGUGUUUAGUCAGAAGUGACAAAGAAAAUGCUCAAGCAACUGCUGAACUUAAAUUAGGUGAUACUGUACCAGAGCUGCAGUACACGUUCAUUGAACAGGCCCUCAGGCCUGGACCACCGGUUUCAUUAAGGUGCUCGGCAACUGGCUCACCACCACCAUCCUUCACGUGGUUAUUGGAUGGAGAGUCCCUGAGCGAACUCGCUCAUAGUCAUAGGUAUGCAAUAGGUCAAUAUGUCGAUCAAUCAGGCGACGUAAUAAGCCACUUGAAUAUCACCUCAGCUGAUGCAGAGGAUGGAGGUCUCUACGCUUGUGUAGCUCGAAACACCCUAGCGACAGUUGACCACAAAGCUCGCUUGAAUAUUUAUGGACCUCCCUACAUUCGUUCAAUAGGCCCUGUUCGAGCAAUUGCUGGGGUAGAUACCACGAUCGCAUGCCCUUACUCUGGUUACCCAAUAACAUCAGUGAAAUGGUCAAGAGGUGGCAUGGAACUACCAUUAGACAUGCGUCAUCGUGUUGAUAAUGAGGGCUAUCUGACAAUCACUACUGUCGAUCCAGAUGAUGCAGGAACCUACACGUGCACUGUGAGGGCCAGUACCGGAGAAACUGCCAGUCGAGACAUAAAACUCACAGUCAGCAGUCCACCAGUUAUGAGCCCAUUUGGAUUUCCUGCGAACUUACAGGAGGGCAGCAGAGCACAGGUUACUUGUAGCGUCACUUCUGGGGAUUUACCUAUUCAUUUUUCAUGGCUCAAGGAUGGGGAGCCUCUGCCAUCGUCGCUCCGGGAAGAUGAUUUUUAA
Diachasma alloeum is the source of this 1203-nucleotide messenger RNA. RefSeq names its product Down syndrome cell adhesion molecule-like protein Dscam2. Gene Ontology annotation, cellular component: axon; plasma membrane. Gene Ontology annotation, molecular function: cell-cell adhesion mediator activity. Gene Ontology annotation, biological process: axon guidance; homophilic cell-cell adhesion; dendrite self-avoidance. The transcript is spliced from 5 exons. Lineage: Eukaryota; Metazoa; Arthropoda; Insecta; Hymenoptera; Braconidae. The record is from RefSeq and is a predicted model, not a curated record. Bases 1 to 1203 code for a protein of 400 amino acids.